Molecule: messenger RNA, 6163 nt
Organism: Pecten maximus
Lineage: Eukaryota; Metazoa; Mollusca; Bivalvia; Pectinida; Pectinidae
Product: fibronectin type 3 and ankyrin repeat domains 1 protein-like
Exons: 11
Coding region: 117-1280 (387 amino acids)
Biological process (GO): regulation of apoptotic process
Cellular component (GO): nucleus
Molecular function (GO): protein binding
Source: RefSeq, a predicted model, not a curated record
UAAAGUGGAAGUGGUUCGGGACAGAAACGGAAUGUAGCCGGGUUUCUUGAAUUAUUAUUUGAAGAAAAAUUGGAUAAACAUAAGUUUAUUUCUAGUGUGAAUACAUCAAGAAGGAAAUGGCAAUGUCUAGCCAAAUGCAAACAGAGUUAGGAGCACCCGUUCAAACAGGAUUAUCACCAUUUAUGCAGACAGAGUAUCAGCAGCAGAGCAAGCCCUGGGUCCCAAACCAGAUACAUGAUCCAGACAAAUCCGAAGAUUAUUCAUUACCCAAACCUCCACCUCCUAUCGUUGGCAAGGUGACCCACCAGUCUAUAGAGAUGUAUUGGGACGAGGCACUCCUUCAUGCUUACAGUGUUGGUAACAAAGCCGACGGCAAGAUCAAGUGCUUCUUGCAGGAAAAAGAUCGUGGGGGACAAUGGUGUGGAGCCUACACAGGCUAUGGCAAGAAACAUGUUGUUCAAGGAUUGGAGCCAAUUCGACAAUACACCUACCGUCUGCGGUUUGCAAAUGAUGUUGACAAGGGUGAAUGGAGUCCGCAUGUCACUGUCACCACAACAAAGGAGCCUAUGUGUGCAGAACAAUUACAUAAGGCAGUACAGCGGGCAUAUGUUGAUGUGGCAACCACCAUACUGGAAUCUGGUGAGGUCAAUAUAGAUACUCCAGACAACUUGGGUUUCACGGCCCUCAUGCAGGCUUCCAGGAAAGGAGAUGCUGAUAUGACAGAAUUGCUGCUUAAAUUUGGUGCAGAUGUUAAUCAGAAGAAUGAUUCCGGUAAAACAGCACUGAUGCUUGCUUGCUUUUCUGGUGAGAAGGAUACUGUUAAGCUCCUUCGAGAAUUCGGUGCCAGAUAUGAUGACUUUGAUAAUGGAGGAUCAACUGCAAUCCACUGGGCUGUGGAUGGGGGCCACCCCGCUCUCAUAGACUGGAUGAUAGCAGAUGGUGCCAACCCAAACAUCUGUGACAGACACUCCAGCUGGACACCUCUUCUUCGAUGUGCCUCAGUUUCAGGUAACUACCAGGUGGCUUCCUGUCUGUUACGUGAGGGUGCCAGUAUUAACUGUCAGGACAUCGAUGGUAAAACACCAAUCAUGGUCGCAAUCAUCAACAAGAACGAACAGCUACUGGAUCUACUUCUCAAGAGAAAUGCUGAUUGUACAAUCACAAAUAAGUGGGGGAAGAAUGUGUAUGACAUGGCUUUAGCAAUGGAAAAAAGGGGGAUUAUUUCCCGUUUGGAAAAACAUCUAGAGGAAAAGGGAAUCAAAGGAGUGAAACGCGUAUGAAGACGGAUAUGACCGGUUAUUUGCGACAUCCACAGCAAUAUUUACAAUCUAUAUUAAAAAAAUUCCUAAGCAUUCCUUGAAACGUCAACAUCCUUGUAAACCUGCUCCCUAGUUGUUUUUUGCUAUGCUGUUUGAUUUUCUCCAGAACAAAAUUCCACGAAAUUUAGUUUGGAUAGAAUGUAAUUUAAACUUGUAUGCUUAAUUUAGCAGGAAAGUGUGAAAUUGUUCAGCAUUAGAUUUACCUAUUAGCUAAAUACUUCCUCAUUUAAAACAUAUUCAAAUGAUCAUCAUUAUUUGUAUGAAAUUAACAGUUCAAAUUAGCAGUAUGAGUUUCAAAAUUUCUUGUUGAAAAUUGAUUGGAAAAUGAUUAAAAAAUUUGACUUGUCUUCAAGUCACCAGAGGUUUAUAAUGUUACCAACAAUUAUUUAUAUAUGCAUGUGUAUUGUCUAUACAGUGUACUGGUAUUGUGUACCUCUGAUAGACACUAUCAUAAAGAUGUAUUAGAAUGAUUUAAUACAUUGUAUUGUAGAAUGUUUUGUAACAGAUAUAACAUGAAGUCUUACAACACUAUACUAUCUUAUAACUAGGGAUUUCUAGCUUUGUAUCUCUUUCCUUCCAAGCCAUUUCUUUGUCUUAGUGGCCGAGCCAAUUGAAAGACCAAGACACAAAGCAAAAUUGCAAUUUGUUUUUUAUUAUUCUAAGAUUUGCAUAAUAUGCGUUUGAAUUUGAUAAACACAGUAGUUUGAUUUGAUUAUAGUGGACUUACACUCUCAAGAAGAGAUUUUAUCAAAAUCAAAAAUUCAUUUUUAAGUUUAACUAUAUAUUUCUAGUCUGCAACCGUUUGAUAGUUAUCAACUGAAAUCCACUAAGAGGAGUUUUUAUCAUUAGCUGUUUCUGAAUUUAAAAUUGAACCAAAAGAAAAAAUCAAAAUUUCUCAAGCUCUCCAAUUCCAGGAGACUCCUGGUUUGAGACCCCUAUUUAUCUAACCUUUGAAAUAAAACUGAAAUAUUCCAAUAUCGGAUUUAAUUGAUUCAAAAUGACUCAAAAUAUGCAGUGAACAGCAUCAUUCCCCAGAGAACACACUCACAGUAAGCUUUCUUAAUCAUGAGAACACUGAAUCUCUCAGAUUAUCAAAAUAUGAAUUUUUUUAUUUUAAUUGAAUCAUUACAAGUUUAUAAUCGAAUCAAAAUAGAUGGGUUUUUUCGCACAAAUUAUGAAAAAGUACAACUCGUACAUGUAUGAUAUUCUAAAAAAAUUUUUUUAAAUUUGUUCAUUUCCAUUGAAUUUUUUUGUUUCAGCCAUUUUAUUCCGCAAUAGAAACCCUUAAACAGAUAUUUACAGCAUUGAAAUCUGCAACUUUCUAUUGAGAAACUCUUAACUAUAGGGCUAUAUUAUAAAUUUUCAGAAUUUAAUUAACAAAACCCAGAUAUCUAUGGUCAGAUUGUGGACUUGAUGUUCAUAAUGUUGGUAACAUGUUUCUCUGCUGCAGCAUUAUUAAUGUUUUCUUUGCCUUUAAGAAUGUAGCAUUACAUUAAAUAGUUAAGAGUGUACCCAGAAGUAUAUAUUUUCUAAUAAUCAUUUUUAAAGAAUUUUUUAAUUAUAAUUGAUGUCUUAAAAUUCUGUGAAAGGAAUGAAGCAAAUCACAAAUACCUGUUUAGAAAUAAAAUGUCUUACCAAGUCAUGUAUAAAUGAUCAAAUCACAUUAAAAAAUAAGGAAUAUUGUGAUGAUAAUAAAGAAAUGAAUCAACAUCUACAACUUCUAGUUUGUCUGUGUAAGAGUUAUCUCCCAUUAAUUCUAUUUUUAGAAGAAUCUUGAUAUACUGAUACAUUUUUUUUUUUCAUGUCAGAUCUGUUAAUUAACCAAGUCAUAAUUAUUAUUUAUAAAUCAAAUAAUGACAAUGACAAUAAAAUAAUAAAAAGAUACAUUUUAUAUCUUCAGGUGAUUCUUUUGUAGGGGAGAUUUAAAUCUUUGUGAGAUAGAAUACAAACAUCCUCACACAACACGUAGUUUAUAAUUUGUUGAAUCUAUUAAUAAAAUGCAUCUCAUUGUAGUGAGUAAUUAGCUGUCAUCCAUUUCCAAUGAAAUAUUCCAUUUGUCAAUGUAACAAGUCAAUUUUCUGGAUAUCUAUCUCAUUCUUACUAAGGACAUAAUUUUUUUUUUCUGUAGAAAUAUCAAAACAGGACAUUUUGAACUGCUAGCUAAAGUAUUGCUCAGGUAAUCAAAUAUCCAUAUGCUUAAAAAGGUCUUGAUACUUUUAUUGUAGUAUUGACUUAAAUCAAAGUAUGUUAUUUAUUUAAAUUGAUUUUAUUGUUGAGGAGAUAUUAGUCAGAAAUUGUAAUGUAUCAUGGAUCUGUCACAGAUUUUGUAUUACUUGUAUCACAUUUCAGCCGAGUUUUAUCGAUUCACUUAGAUUUUUUCAGCCAUACGGUCCUCAUGGGAUGAGAGAGGUUGGUAACUUGGUAGAGUACAGAUUUCAUCAGUAGACAAGCUAUUUUAAGGUGUAAGCUUAGGAACAAAUGGACUGGAUUGAACCAGGCCAUUCUCUGUUGCUAUACUAUAUACUGAUUCUGAUAGAACAGAAUGAACCAGACUUGACUAGAUAUGAGAAGUUACCUUCUCCCGAUUCUUAGGAAGUAAUGCAUGACCUUUUCAUCUUCAUUGUUUUCACUGCAAGUUCCAAGAACAUAUAUCCUUAGGAACAGAGAUAUAGAGGCAUAGAUGUAUAUGUAGGAACAGUUUAUACAGUGUACUUAAAAUCUUUGAUAUGGAAAAAUAUGGUCGAUGUUUGAAUAUUUCAGAAUAUAAUUUUAUUACUUUGUUUUCUUCAAAUCCAAAAAUAUUUUUUCUCACUUUUUUUUAAUCAACACAAACUGAGUUGAUUUUAUAAUAGCUUGUUAUUGAUGGAAACCAUUUAUGCCAUAGACAUACCGCUUCAUUACAUUUGGAAAUAAGGAACAGGAUCUUUAAUCAGUGUUGUUUAAAGUUCAAACUGUGUUAUCUCAUGUGAUAUGGAGAUGUGUUCCCAAGACUUAGUUCAGAUAUUGGGAGGAAAUUGUUUGGUCAAAACGCUGAUGAUUAUAUUAACAGAUCAGAGAGUAGAAUCUUUUUACAUGUUUCAAUUAGCACUCCAAUCCUAUUUUAGUGAAAAAGGUGAGUGCCCGCUUGUAGAGACAAGUGCACUUUUUCUUAUACAAAAAAAUGUGUAUUUAUUUAAUAUCAAAUAUAUUUGGUCGAAUUACAGUAUUAGAAAUUGUACAAUGUCGUUACUAUGAUUACAAUAUUUUAUUUACUAUCUACCGAGGUAUGAGGGACUUGUAAACAAUAAGGAGACAGAAACAAAAAUGCAGUUUAUUCUAAAAAGAUUUCCAGUUUAGAUUAUUUGUGUAACUAAUUUACUUACGUUUAACUAUCUAAAGUACAGAAGCAAUUGCUAUUUCAGGCUUCAAUUUCAGUAAUUCUGUCAUGUCUUGAUAAGUAAAAAUGUGUGUUGAGGCACUGUAAACCUUCAUUUAGAUAAACAAAAGUUAUAUAAUAAUAUAUAUUUUUAAUAUAUUCUGAAAUCUGCUAUCUUGCUUUAAUUGUAUAAUAAGGGAACUCACAAGGACUUUGUGGAAAUUCAAGUCCCAUGACAACAAAUAUUAUGAUACAGGGGCUAGUUGUGACAUCUAGAUCCAGAAUGUAAAAAUAUAAUGUAACAGGUCAAGAAUUGUGCCAAGUCCCUGUGAGAAAUUUCAUUACUCAUUACAAAUCAUUAAACAUAUAUUUAUUAUAAAGAUUAUUCCUGUUGAUAAUUGAUUGUUUUUGGUUUGAAAUGUGUUAAUUAACACUAUUUAGUAUACAAUUCUACAGCAUCACCACGAUGGUCAACGAACAGCUGUAUAUCUAAAUAAUGUUAAUUUUCUUAGUUUCUAUAGUUACAUUUUCAUGGAAAAUAAUGUAACAUUUUGUUAUAGGUAUUCUUAUAUUCAUGUAUAUGUUAAAUAUCUCUAUUUAAAAUUACAUUUGUUGUAACAUCAGUAGAUCUAGGAAUAUUGUGUUAUGGUAACUGGGAAUACUGAAAUUAACAAAUCCACGCUGUUUUUUUUUUUUUUUUUUGCAAAAUGUUUUUAUUAUCUCUUUUAUACAGAGCUUAGUGAUAAAAAUAAACAAAUAAGCAAAUAUUUCUAUAUACUUCAAGAUAUUUUGGGAUUUGCCAAGUACACUUUAUACAUUUGAGGAAAAACUUUUAGUACAAAUAUAGUCAUAAUAUGGUUUUGCAUGGAACUGAAUUACAGAGAUAAUUGUUUUAGAGUAAGGUUCAGUGGCAAUUUGAGUGGAUAUAUAACAAUAUUGCUACCAUUCUACUCUAAUAGACACAUUGAUAACUAGAAACAUUUUCUGUUAUAGAUACGUUUUUUUUAAUUUUGGAAUUAUUAUCCACAAUGAUAAGAUGAUAAAGGGCAGUUGAUUCGGGUUUUGUUUGCUCAGGAUUGAUGUACUUGAAGGUUUUCACAGAAAAAAACCCACAAUUUUUACAAACAAGUGUUUUUUUUCACUUAAACAAUAAUAUUUAAUCUGGGAUAUAUAUACAUUCCAGCUUUACAGUCAUACAUUGAACUGAAAUGACGUUAAUACAAGUUAUUAUAGACUGUAAUAUCCCUCUAUAUUGAUUAUUAGUGGAUGAUAAAAGAUUGAAACAUGAAACUGUAGAAACAUUGGAAAUCCAAGUUGAGGACGUAGAACCACAAAUUUUGAUCAUACCUAGUCUAUGGUACAAUAUAUUUAUUAUGUCAACAUUUUUAUGUCUAAAUUGUUGAAUAUGAUUUGAACGUGUGCCUGUGUUAGAUGAAUUUAACAGCAUAUUUUCCGUCCAAAAUAAGUCAAUAAAUUUAGCGAUGUAAAA